UUGACAAUUGAAUUAAAAACAAACCAUAUUUCUUUGUAAUCAAUCUUUAAUUGUAAAAUAAUCGUAUAACAAUAUGGAUGAAAUUGAUGAUAAGUUUUACUACGUAUUUAGUUCAUCUUUGGACCACAAAGUGCAGAUAAAAAUCGGUACUCUUGAAGGCACACGACCUAAACCUGAGUAUGACCAACUACUGCAAGACCCCAUGCUCAAAUUUUCGGGACUCUACCAAGAUGGCUGCUCAGAUUUGUACGUAAAGUGCCAAAUCCUAAGUGACGGAGUGCCAGUCUCGCUGCCAGUCAUGACUUCUUACAAACCUUUCACCAAUAGAUGGAAUUGGAACGAAUGGGUGACCCUUCCGGUAUACUUCAGCGAUCUACCGCGCAAUGCCAUCCUCGCGAUGAGCAUUUACGACUGCGCGGGCCCGGCGCAAGUGUUGGUGGUGGGCGGGACCACCAUCUCUCUGUUCGGCAAACACGGCAUGUUGAGACAGGGCAUGUUCGACCUACGUGUGUGGCCCGGGAUGGAGGGCAGUGAGAAAACACCGGGGAAGGCGCCUGACAAAGGGGAGGAACAAAUGCAGAGAUUGGCUAAACUAGCUAAGAAACAUCGAAACGGACAUAUACCAAAGGUGGACUGGCUCGAUCGACUGACGUUCCGUGAAAUUGAAAUGAUUAACGAGAAAGAGAAGCGGAACUCCAACUACAUGUAUCUCAUGAUUGAGUUCCCGACGGUUCAUAUAAAUGAUAUCAAUCACGCGGUAGUGUACUAUGAGCACGAAGGGGACGAAACUUGCCAGCUCCGAGAGGCGGAUGUAGUCACAGUACCUGACUAUGAGAUACUGCAGGAGAACCUGGUGGAGUCCAAGCACCACCGGCUGGCGCGCUCGCUGCGCUCGGCGGAGCCCGGGCGCGACGUGAAGCCGUCCGCCGCCGAGCGCGACCGCCUGGGCGCCGUCAUGGCCGCGCCCGCCGCCUUCCUGCAGCUCAGCGCGGACGACCAGGACCUGCUGUGGAAGUACCGAUACUACCUGUCGACUGACCGACGAGGCCUCGCCAAGUUCCUGACUUGCAUCAACUGGAAUCGACCAGGCGAAGUAAAGCAGGCCGUGUCCAUGAUGUACCAGUGGGAGCCGAUGGCAGUGGAAGACGCCUUGGAACUCCUGACUCCGAAGUUCACACACCCAGCUGUGAGGAAGUACGCCAUGUCGAGAGUGUCGGAGGCUCCAGACGAGGAUCUGUUGCUCUAUCUUCUGCAACUGGUGCAGGCCUUGAAGUACGAGAACUUUGAGGAGAUACAUUAUGAAUGUGCAAAAAUCUGCGGCAAAGAUGUAACAAUGUACACAACGCAAGGGAAGUUACUGCAGACUGCGAUACAGAAGGGAAGUCAAGCUGCUGGCACUUCCGGUGUGUUGACCCCGAACGAGAUGACGUCGCUACCCGUGAGACGAGCCUCGGAUGCUGAGGAGGUAGAGGUAGUGGAGAGUACCGCUACGAAGAACGAUGAGUCGUAUAUUCUUCGUAACGGUAGCGAUAGUUUCUCGGAGCCGAGCCUGGCGCUGUUCCUGGUGAGGCGGGCGUGCGAGAACCCGGUGGUGGCCAACUACCUGUACUGGUACCUGCUGGUGGAGUGCGAGGACGAGGCGGGCGGCCGCGCCCCGGACCUCGGCACGCGCCACAUGUACCUGGCGGCCAUGCGCAUGCUGUCGCACCUGCUGGCCAGCGGCAAUGCUGUCCAACAACGAACCCGUUCUUUCCUUGCACGUCAACAAGUAUUCAUUGAUAAACUGGUAAAGUUAGUUAAAACGGUGGCAAGAGAAAGUGGAAACAGGAACAAAAAAGCGGAAAGGCUACAGCAGUUGCUAUCGGACCCCGAUGCAUUCAAGUUCAACUUUACCAACUUCGAACCGAUGCCAUUUCCACUUGAUCCGAGUGUUCAUAUCAAAGGUAUAGUAGCCAAGAAGGCAAGUCUUUUCAAAUCGGCCUUGAUGCCCUGCAAGUUAACGUUCCUGACGAGUGAAGGCUCAGAAUACGAGGCUAUAUUUAAGCAUGGCGAUGACUUGAGGCAGGAUCAGCUCAUCUUGCAAAUGAUCACACUUAUGGAUAAAGUUCUUAGAAGGGAUAACUUAGACCUAAAGCUAACACCCUACAGAGUCCUAGCCACGAGCUCGCGUCACGGUUUUCUACAAUUCAUAGAAUCAGUGACGGUUGCCGAGGCCCUUGCUACAGAAGGGACCAUACAGAACUUCCUUCGGAAAUAUAACCCUGGGGACGGGCCCUUCGGUAUCAAGCAGGAAACUAUGGACACUUACAUCCGCAGUUGUGCAGGCUACUGUAUCAUCACGUAUUUACUUGGGGUCGGGGACCGCCAUUUAGACAAUUUACUGCUGACCAAAUCUGGAGCCCUAUUCCAUAUAGAUUUCGGCUAUAUCCUGGGCAGGGACCCCAAGCCUCUGCCUCCCCCCAUGAAACUUAGCCGUGAGAUGGUGGAGGCCAUGGGGGGAGUGGCGGACCCGCUCUACCAGGAGUUCCGGACCCUCUGCUACACUACCUUCCAGAAUCUUCGACGACACGCGAACCUGAUUCUGAACCUAUUUUCUCUAAUGGUGGACGCGUCAGUGCCAGAUAUCGCGCUAGAGCCCGAAAAAGCCGUCCAGAAAGUGAUGAUGAACCUCAGACUGGACCUAGGCGAAGAGGAAGCUAUCCAACACGUCCAGAACCUUCUAGACGUAUCCGUUUCCGCCGUCAUGGCGGCUCUAGUCGAGCAACUGCAUAAAUUCGCGCAGUACUGGCGGAAAUAAAACACAAGGACAAACCAUAAUUAGGUAAAUAUAGACAUAGAAUACAUAAUUAUAAUAUUAAGUUUACCAUUGUUGAAAAAAAAAUUAUGCAAGUACAUAUUACCAAAUAAGUUUUUAAUACUGAAAUUGUUUUCAACUAGAUAUAAAUGUAAUAAUUGUUGAAUCACAA
This is a messenger RNA of Melitaea cinxia (Glanville fritillary), 2966 nucleotides long. It is a transcript of the gene Pi3K59F, whose product is annotated as phosphatidylinositol 3-kinase catalytic subunit type 3. Gene Ontology annotation, cellular component: phosphatidylinositol 3-kinase complex, class III, type II; membrane; phagophore assembly site. Gene Ontology annotation, biological process: phosphatidylinositol-mediated signaling; autophagosome assembly; autophagy of peroxisome. The coding region runs from base 74 to 2797 and encodes 907 amino acids. Gene Ontology annotation, molecular function: 1-phosphatidylinositol-3-kinase activity. NCBI's taxonomy places the organism in Eukaryota, Metazoa, Arthropoda, Insecta, Lepidoptera, Nymphalidae. The record is from RefSeq and is a predicted model, not a curated record. The transcript has 18 exons.